This is a messenger RNA of Zasmidium cellare ATCC 36951, 1434 nucleotides long. RefSeq lists its product as uncharacterized. Bases 1 to 1434 code for a protein of 477 amino acids. Gene Ontology annotation, molecular function: chloride channel activity. NCBI's taxonomy places the organism in Eukaryota, Fungi, Ascomycota, Dothideomycetes, Mycosphaerellales, Mycosphaerellaceae. The record is from RefSeq and is a predicted model, not a curated record. The transcript has 2 exons.
AUGGCCGCCAACACAAACGGCACCACUUCCGCCAUCGACAUGGCCACGGCCGAGAAAUCCACCACCGGCGUCGCCGCCAACAGCAUCCACGGCUCCUCCAAAGGCACCUCAUCUUCAGCACAAGGCCAGCACGAAGACUUCGUCCCUACGCCAAUGUUCCACCACUCGACUCACCACAGCGUGGAUCUCGAAGACUACUUCCGAGGACCGCGAGACAUCAACCGCCACUCGAAAUGGCCGCAGUUUCUUCGGAUGCACGGUAGCGUCCUGCCGAAGAUGAUUGUGCCGCUGAGCUUCGUUGGCGGGUGGGCCACCCUCAUUGUGUGUAUUUCAAUGCUGGUGACCAGUCUGGAGGUCAAUUCGGUGCUGCUUACUGUUACUGGUUUCGUCGUCGGUCUGGCGCUUUCCUUCCGGUCGACGACUGCAUACGAGAGGUUCUCCGAGGGACGACGAUACUGGGCGAUUCUCAUGCUGACGGCACGAAAUCUCUCGCGACUCAUUUGGGUCCACGCACAAGAGCGACACGAGGAAUCCGAGGAGCUUGGCAAGGCAGAUCUUCUUGCCAAACUUUCUGCACUUCAACUGAUCAACGCGUUUGCCGUGUCUCUCAAGCACCGUUUGCGAUUCGAGCCAUCGACUGAGUACCCUGACCUUGCACCACUGCUCUUCAAUCUGCGAACUCUGGCUGGAGAAGCCGACCAGACCGCACUGCGUGAGCGGAAAGUCUCUUCAUUCAAAUCCGCUGGACAGUAUCUGGGCAUUCCCAUGGCAGAGUCGAACCCUCGCAAGCUGCUCAAGAAGUCAAAGGAGAAUCUCGGAAAUACGCCCUUGGAAGUCCUCACCUACCUGUCUGCCUACAUUGAGAACGUCUUCCAGAACAAGACCCUCGCAAUCAGUGUCCACCAGGUGCAGGCCAUGGGUUUGCUCGCCACCAUGACGGACACACUGACCAACGUUGAGCGCGUUGUCAAUACUCCACUUCCGGUCGCCUACUCAAUCUCCAUCUCCCAGAUCACUUGGGCCUACGUGAUGGUGCUUCCAUUCCAGCUCGUUAAGUAUCUGCAAUGGGUGGCAAUUCCAGCGACGAUACUUGCAGGCUACAUCAUCCUCGGUCUGGCUCAGAUUGGUCGCGAGCUUGAGAAUCCCUUCGGACAAGACGUUAAUGACCUGCCCCUCGACUCCUACUGUCACGAGCUUGCAAACGACAUUGAUGCACUGACGAGCAUGCCUGCCCCCCUUAACAAUGAGGACUGGAUGCGCGAGCGUGGAUCGAAGCCUUUGUGGCCACUGAGCAACAUGGAGUUCCGAGCAUGGGAGAACAGGUCGGUGGACGAGAUCCGAGCCGCCCUCAAGGCCAAGGCUAUGAGCCGAGACGUCAAGAAGGACCGAAUGGAUACGUUCGUCCAGAGCGAGGCGUUGACGAACGGUGUCUGA